Rubroshorea leprosula is the source of this 1514-nucleotide messenger RNA. Lineage: Eukaryota; Viridiplantae; Streptophyta; Magnoliopsida; Malvales; Dipterocarpaceae. The record is from the annotation of a GenBank genome assembly.
CCAGUCGUGGAUUGUUCGUCAAAGAAGAUUUUGACCCAAAAAAUUUUGGGAAUAUUUAUGGAAAAAAUUUCUUAGAAAUGCUAUUCCGGACUGCAAAACAAGGGCCAUUGGAUGGGGGAACAGCCCCCAAUAUUAGGGAGGAUGGCCCCCAAGGAGCUCGCCAUAUUUCAACUCAAGCCGUUCGAAACAGGAUGAAGAGUGUCAAGAAUAUUCAGAAAAUCACUAAGGCAAUGAAGAUGGUUGCAGCCUCAAAGUUGAGGGCUAUUCAAACCAGAGCUGAAAAUUCUCGUGGCCUCUGGCAGCCAUUUACUGCACUUCUUGGAGACACUCCUAGUGUUGAUGUGAAGAAGAACGUUAUUGUGACGAUCUCUUCAGACAAGGUCUUUGUGGUGGAAUUAACUCCACAUCAGUCAAGACAAGCAAGGCUUUGCACAAAGUGACUUCUGGUCCUGACAAAGAAACCACAUAUGUUAUUUUGGGAGAAAAAGCAAAAGUUCAGUAGGUGCGUGACUCAAAGAAGAACAUUGAGUUAAGCAUAACUGAAUUGCAAAAGAAUCCUCUGAAUUAUACCCAGGUCUCUGUUCUUGCUGAUGAUAUUUUGAAGAAUGUGGAGUAUGAUGCUUUGAGGAUUGUAUUCAACAAGUUCCAUUCUGUAGUUUCAUUUCUGCCAACAAUGGCAACUGUUUUAUCACCAGAGGUUGUUGAGAAGGAGUCUGAAUCUGGUGGAAAGAUUGGCGAUCUGGACUCUCAUGAAAUUGAAGGUGGAGAAACCAAGGGUGAAAUACUUCAAAAUCUGGCUGGGUUUCAGGUUUCUUGUGUAAGUCAAAUUCUCAUGUUUUGAAUAGUAACUGGGUUUGAGUCUGCUGUUGUGUGAAACAACUGUGGUGUUUGUUAACCAUGAUUCUAUCUCCCAAAAUCAUGUGAGCUAUGUUUAGAUUGAAGUCACUUUCUGAUAGGAAUUUGAGCAUAUAUUUUUUGUCCUAGUCUGAGAAUGCAUUAACGGUUUGAUCUUCCUUGACAAAAAUCCAUCAUAAGUAUGACCUUAACAAUUUUUUAUUAAUGUUUCUUUCUCUAUCUACUAAAUUUCUGUGCUUGCCAUUGUAAGAUUUUCGAAUUUUCCCCAGGUUUUGUUCAAUGCGCUGACCUUUUUGGUUUCGAUAUUUUUUUCUUUUCUCUUUAGAACCCGUCAAGCAUCUAUCACCACUGAAUUGAUUGAGAUCAUAUCCGGAGGAUCAGUAUUGGAAGGCUGAUUGCAGAAAACAGGUUGCUAGUUUUUUCGACGUUGACGAAAUAAAACUUUUGUGGAGACGCUUUGUUCAAACUUUGUGAUGCUACUGUUUGUGAUGAGCUACUCCAAUAAUCUUCCCAGAGUCAAUACUUAAUGUAUGGGAAUCAAAAUUAUUCUCUUAAUGUUCCCUUCCAUCGUUAGAUCCCUUAAACUCGCACAUGUGCCUUUCCAUUUUAUUUAUAGUCUGAUAUUGGAAGAACUUUCUUCGUCAUUUUCUUCUCAAUUU